UUCCUCACCAGCAACCUCUUAUAAAGGAAGGUCAGAGCCCAGAUUUCAAAGAGUCAGGGAACCCAGAAGUCUUCAGCCCCAUCCUGCUCCUGCAGCUGGUCAGCCGCCAGAAGGAUGAAGGUGAUCCUGGCUACCCUGGCCUUCCUCCUCAUUCUUGCUGUCCUCUACACUGAGGCCAAUGAAGAACCAGUUAAUAAAUUAACCCCUGGUCCGUGCUGUUUUGCCUACAUCUCACGGAGGGUCCCACUCCGGUUUGUGGAAGGUUAUGAUAGGACCAGUGACCAGUGCCCCACCCCAGGGGUCAUCUUCCUUACCCGACAGGGCCGACAGAUCUGCGCCAACCCCAGUGUUGCCUGGGUGCAGGAGUACAUCAGACACCUAGACCACGUGUCUAAGUGAUCUGGGAGCACCGGGGCCCGUAUGGCCGAGGGACUUUGAGGAGACGCCACGGAGCCCCCUUCCCUCCCCAACUCUCUCAGCCCCAGAAGGUCCCUGGGAGUUGGUCCUGGCCCAAACUGAAACUCUUUCUUGCUUUUCUGUGCUCCCAUUCUCUGAUGAAUCUUGCUCUUUCCUGAAGCUUUGCUUUGACACUGUCCUCUGGGACCUGAGGACACUGUGGCCCCCAGACAGCAUCUGUCUCCCCUUUGCAGGCAGCCAGUUGUUGAAAUAAAGCCAUGCCCCAGAAAGGAACCUGGGUGGUUUGAACUGGUUCUCUCACA
This is a messenger RNA of Mirounga angustirostris (Northern elephant seal), 719 nucleotides long. Its product is annotated as regakine-1-like. The transcript has 3 exons. Gene Ontology annotation, biological process: immune response. Lineage: Eukaryota; Metazoa; Chordata; Mammalia; Carnivora; Phocidae. Gene Ontology annotation, molecular function: chemokine activity. Bases 115 to 399 code for a protein of 94 amino acids. The record is from RefSeq and is a predicted model, not a curated record. Gene Ontology annotation, cellular component: extracellular region.